CUGACAUUUCUGGGCUCCGCGGGCCCGAGCGAAGAAUUUUUUUCCCGCCAUGGACAUGGACGUUCCCCUUCCGGAAGAACUCGAAUGGCUCGAAUCGAACGCUCUGAUCGAAGAAGAACAAGAAGAAGAAGAUUACUACUAUCCGGAGGAGGAAGAAGGAGUUCAAGAACAGCUGCAGCAACAACAACAGCAACGACAAGUUCUUGAACCUCCUCGUACAACUCAACCUAGUUCAUCCACCUCCAUUUCACAUAUUAAAUCAACCUCUGUAGCAGAUCUAUCCUUGUCUCCUAAAAACGGCAAGAAGAGGCCGCUGUCGGACAAGUGCCUCUCUGAUGUGUUAUCUUCCAGAAAUGAAUCAUCCGAUGGAAAGCGGAACAGAGUGGAUCCUCCUCCUGAUAUUGAAAUUGAUGAAGACUGGCUUCGGAAUUCGCCGCCAAAGGAGAACACGGACCCCGCACCACCAGUCGUUGAGGAGGAAAAGUUUAUUUCUCGGUUUGCAUCGGAGAUAGAAGGAGCUUAUAUGCCGAUAACUGGACCUUCUGGUGAUAGGGUUUAUGCGAAGAUGAGCUGGGUUGGGGUGAAUAACGAUUCUAAGAAACUAAGGGUACAAGGAUACGCAAAUGAUCUUAUCUCAAAGCCUAUCAAUAUUCUAAUGGAAAAUGUGGAACAAGAGGCUUUGACAAAGGCUUUGCAAACAAGCGCAGAAUCUCCCAAUGAUUUGAUUCUUCCUGAAGUACCAGUGGUUACUGAACAACUUUGGGUGGAUAAAUAUGCACCAAAUUCGUUUACUGAGCUUCUUAGUGUUGAACAGACAAACCGUGAGGUCUUACUAUGGCUGAAACAAUGGGAUUCUUGUGUAUUUGGAUCUGAAAUUAGGAAUACCACGGAUGAUGUACUGUCUGCAUUGAGACGACAUUCUGUGCGCUCUCAAAAUCAAAAGUCAUCUGAGAUGAGUUCUUUUGGAAAGAAGAAAGGAUUCCCAUUGAGUUAUCAAACUUUAAGGCAGUCAAAUGACGCGUUUAAAGAAAAUGACAAAUUAAAAAACAUUCAGGAAUUAUGGAACAAGAAAUCAAGAACUACUAGUCCACUAGAGCAGAAGGUUCUUUUACUCUGUGGACCCCCAGGGCUUGGGAAGACAACACUUGCGCAUGUAGCUGCUAGACACUGUGGCUACCGUGUAGUAGAGAUCAAUGCUAGUGAUGAUCGGUCAUCAUCAACAAUUGAAGCCAAAAUUCUCGAUGUUGUGCAGAUGAACUCUGUCAUGGCUGACUCAAAACCUAAGUGUUUGGUAAUUGAUGAAAUAGAUGGAGCUCUUGGUGAUGGUAAAGGUGCAGUGGAGGUUAUACUAAAGAUGGUUGCAGCUGAAAAGAAAUAUGAAGUUGGAAAAGGCAAUCUUCCUCAAGAGGACAAGCCUGGAAAGAUUUCCUCCAAAAAAGGACGUAAAAUGACAUCACUGUCAAGACCUGUGAUUUGCAUUUGUAAUGACCUAUUUGCACCUGCCUUGAGGCCACUGCGCCAGGUAGCAAAGGUGCACAUGUUUGUUCAACCAACAGUUAGUCGUGUUGUGAACAGGCUUAAAUAUAUUUGUAACAAGGAAGGAUUCAGGGCAAGCUCAAUUGCAUUAACUGCACUUGCUGAGUAUACUGAUUGUGACAUUCGUUCAUGCCUGAACACACUUCAAUUUCUCAACAGGAAAAAAGAAACUCUCAAUGUGUUGGAGCUUGGUUCUCAAGUGGUUGGUCGAAAGGACAUGACAAGAAGUGUUUUUGAUGUUUGGAGAGGGGUUUUUCAAAAAAGGAAAGUGAAACAUGAAAGAAAAUCUGUGAACGGCUGCAUCAAUACCUCCAGUGAUUUUGACUCUUUGCACUCCCUCAUUUCUAACUGUGGCGAUUAUGAUUUGACAAUGGGUGGGAUUCAUGAAAACAUUUUGCAGCUCCGUUAUCAUGAUCCAAGGAUGCAAAAGACUGUCAAAUGCUUAGAUGUUCUUGGUGUUUCUGAUUUCAUACAUAAGUAUAUCAUGCGGACUCAGCAGAUGUCACUUUAUGUUUAUCAACCUAUUGUUGCAAUAGCUAUUCAUAACCUAAUAGCCCAGGUCGAGAAACCAAAUAUUGAGUGGCCAAAAUCUUUUCACAGAUACCGAACAAUGUUCAUGGAAAAGAAGGAUAUUUUAAAGUCUUGGAACAACAAAAUCUCGCCAUCUAUUUCAAGACAUCUAUCAACGGAGUGUUUUGUCGAAGACGCCGUUUCUCCAUUGUUACAUAUUCUAUCACCUCCAACCCUGAGGCCGGUGGCAUUGCACUUGCUUUCAGAGAGAGAGAAGGAUGAUGUGGCUCAGCUAGUUGAUACAAUGGUCUCGUACUCUAUAACAUAUAAGAACAUGAAAACUGAGCCUCUGCCCAGUACUCCAAGACUUGAAGGAGCUUUAGACACCUUGGCACUUUCUUUUGAACCCCCCAUCAAAGGCUUUAUAAACUUUAAGGACUAUCAAUGUGGACACUCUGGACUCUCUUCAGCUAUGAAGCAAAUCUUGGUGCAUGAGGUAGAAAAGCAAAAGAUUCUGCGAGAAAGCAUUGGUGGACCUAGACACUCAUAUGAGGGAGGCAAUAAGGAAGACCAAGCUUUGCCCAGGGGAGAGAGUCAUGAAGCAUUGUCUACCAAGACUUAUGGAGUGGCUUCAUUUGAGAAGAUGGAAAAUGGAAAGGACAAGUCGAAAUACAUGCUAUUGAAAACCAGUACCUUCACAAAUUCAUCAACGUCAGGCCUCAACAGAAAUGCCACAACAAGCACAAAGGAGACAGCCUCCACUGCUUCAAAGAUUCGUACUUCUAGUUCCUCUAGUUUCUUUGACAGGUUUAGGAAAUCUGGAAGCAAGGAUUCACAAAAUUCUGGGAAUGCUUUGCCAAAUCCAGAGACAUUAGAGAGAGAUUCACGUCCUUUGUUAUUUAAAUUCAAUGAGGGUUUUACAAAUGCAAUAAAAAGGCCGGUCAGAAUACGUGAAUUACUGCUAUGAUAAGGUAAACUUUUGUAAGAAAAUAAACCAAGAGUCGCUAUUUCUUCUUGUUCUUGAAUUUGUGGCAUGAGUUUUCUUUUCCUCAGUUUUGUUGACCGUUUAAUUGUUCACUUUAGGCUUCAGUU
Molecule: messenger RNA, 3138 nt
Organism: Telopea speciosissima
Lineage: Eukaryota; Viridiplantae; Streptophyta; Magnoliopsida; Proteales; Proteaceae
Product: chromosome transmission fidelity protein 18 homolog
Exons: 23
Coding region: 50-3013 (987 amino acids)
Molecular function (GO): ATP binding; ATP hydrolysis activity
Source: RefSeq, a predicted model, not a curated record